Molecule: messenger RNA, 3420 nt
Organism: Rhincodon typus (whale shark)
Lineage: Eukaryota; Metazoa; Chordata; Chondrichthyes; Orectolobiformes; Rhincodontidae
Gene: qtrt2
Product: queuine tRNA-ribosyltransferase accessory subunit 2
Exons: 10
Coding region: 237-1373 (378 amino acids)
Molecular function (GO): tRNA-guanosine(34) queuine transglycosylase activity
Source: RefSeq, a predicted model, not a curated record
GGGGGGGUUUAUGUUUGUCAGGGCUGUCGACUCCUUGCUGUUCUCAAUUGGACGUACAUCUGUUGAGAUCGUUUAGGCUUUUAAAGUCAUGAUGCUCAUUGGGAGACCCGAAACUUCAAUGCUAUUGCACAUUUUUCGUGGGCUACACAAACAUCUGGUGGCUGUUAUAUAAAGCAGUCAGUCUACACUCAGUAAAAGAGCUUCCAAACAAAACUUCAUUCGCUUCAGUCAGAAAGAUGAAGUUAAUCCUUUCCAGUGUUGUGAAUGGAUGUCGCCAUGGUAAAUUGAUUGAAGUAGGACAAAACAGCAGUAAAAGCCUAGACAUUCCUGGUUGCCUGCUUUAUACCCGGACAGGCAGCGUUCCACAUCUGACCCAUGACACCCUCAGUCUUAUUGAAGGAGUUCCUGAACCUGUGCACCUGACAUUGUCAACACUUGCUGAGCAUCAUGAAGUUCUGGAGGAGUAUAAAGAAGGAAUUGGAAAAUUCAUAGGUAUGCCAGAGUCAGUUCUGUACUGUUCUUUACAUGACCCAGCUAGUCCAUGUCCAUCAGGAUACAACACAAACAAAACUGUAUCGAUUUGGGGUGGAGGUGGACGAAUUGAAAUAACUUUGUCAAAAUUUAUGGCAAUGCAACAAGCCUUCAAGCCUGACUGGUACCAAAGCAUGGCAGACGGAGAGGCUCUUCCUCCAGGAACUUCAAGGAAAAGGGUAAAGAAAUCAGUGGAUCGUACUCUGGGCUUCUUGGACGGUUGCCUCAAAGAGCAUCAGAAUUCAGAGGUGCUGAAGAACAGUGAGAUUCUAGGUGUAAUAGAAGGAGGAGACAUUCUUGAAGAAAGACUGAGGUCCGUUAGAGAAACUAUAAAGCGGCCAGUUGGAGGUUUUCUUUUGGAUGGUUUUCAGGGAGAGGAUAUGCCUGACAACCCAAAAUUGAACUUAAUCGCCUCAGUCACAGGAGAACUGCCUGAAGACAAACCCAGGUUGAUCCACGGAAUUGGAAAGCCAGAUGAAGUGCUGGAGUGCAUAUCAAGAGGAGUGGAUUUGUUUGAAGGUUUCUUUCCCUAUCUAAUGACUGAACAAGGAAGAGCUCUGACAUUCAAUCUUAAAUACAAGGUGGACCCAGAGGCUGAAGAACAAAAGAAUCUUGUUGGUCCCUUACAUCAUGUACAAGACCAACAACUUAUAUCUGCUUACAACACAAUGACAAUUGAACAAUGUGAGAGGAACCACAUUUAUUCAAUGCUGGAACGAAAUGGCUGUGGGGACAAUGAGAUUAGUAACCGGGCCUCAGACAGUGGGGGCAAGGCAGUUCCUUUUACAACUGACCUGAGAAGCGAACAGUGUCUAUUUUCCAUGUGGUUCUGUGACUCUUGACAUUCAGGUACCGCGCUGAUUUCAGGCCCUUGUUGGAGGACUGUUCCUGCUAUUGCUGUAAAAACCAUACGCGUGCCUACCUCUAUCAUCUUCUCAUAACAAACGAGCUACUGGCCGGAGUUCUUCUCAUGAUUCAUAACCAGCAUCACUACUUCAGUUUCUUCCAGUCCAUUCGUGAUGCUUUGAGAGAUGACAAGAUGCAUCAACUUAAGGAACUCAUUACAAAACAGAAGUUACAACAGUGACAUGUUUAAUAUAUGAUUAACAAGGGAGGAAAUGGGUAUCCAAUGCAUAAGGAUUUCAAAGUAGGUAGACAUCAUAAUGUGUUACUUGGACUUAGUGUCAGUUUGGUUAUUUUGACAUUUGAUGACACUGUGAUUGUAAAGUCAAUGCUUAGCCUCCUCAUCUCCUCCAGGUUAUGUAUCAUUCACAUUACAUUAAUGUAUGACUAUUAAAAUUGCACACACUGUUUGAAAGCCAUGCUUUGAUUCAUUAAUUCUUUCACCAGUGUGUGCAAAUUAUUUUUAAGAAAAUGUUUUACAUUAAAUGUAUGAGUACAAAAAGGCUCGUAACAUGAUAUUUUGACUUGGCAGAAAACAAGUCUGAUAUGGUGAAUGUUUGUAAUUAAAAUGACUAUCCCAACAAAUUUCUUGAAAUGGCUGAAUUGCCUACUUCUUUUUACCUUUUAUUUUUAACAUUUGUCUAAUUGUGAGAAAAUAUGGCCAAAAUUCCCAGAAAUUACUUGACAAAGCUCCUACUUACAAUGAAUUCCUAUGCUUACUGUUUUAAAGUUUACAUUUUGCUGGCUGAAUGUGUAAUGUAUGCGCCAACAAGCUUUUAAAAUUCUUUGCAGACACUGAUAUGUAAUUUCUUGGGGCAGAAAGUGUUGUUGGAAGUUCGAAUAAUUAAAUGUGCAGCCAUUGGUUUUGUACCUGAGAAAUUAAGGGCAGGGUCUGCCCAUGUGUCAUCAAAUGAGCUCUGAGGAUCAAUGGGAAAGCAAGUCGUUCUGUCCUAAACAGGCAAAUGUUUGCUUUUACUAAGCAAACCAGAUCCAGUGCUGGUUGCAAGAGCCCCAUUAUUAAUUCCACUAGCUUUACGCGUAUUGAACCAGGACUUGAACAAUCUACCCAGUGGUUAAGCAGUUGCUGAAGGUCCCUCAAAAAAGAAGCCACUUUUUUUCCCUCAAUUACAUUUUCAUAGGACUGAAAGGAACCAGUAUCCUCUGCCUGGGUCCACACAGCUACUGUGACUCACUGAUGGUCAGAAUACCUGCUGCAGCUUCCCCUUUUUUGGUCAGAAAUUGGGUAGGAAUUUUAUAUAGAUGCGUCAAAUCUUUCCUCCAGUGUCUUUUCAUGUCCUAGUUUACUAAGUUUUAUAUAAAAUAGUAUUCCAUGGAACUUAGUAAAGUGAGUUAUUUCUGCAAACUAUCAAUGUACCAAUUUAAAUCACUAUUAUAUUUCAAUCUUUCUUUCAUAAAGAUUUUAAAAAUUACGUCUGUAUGAAACAAAAGGAACCCAUUUUAUUUGAGUCAAAAUUGGGAGUGGGUAUUUUAGACUGUAAGAUUUGUAGAAGUUUCUUUAAUUUAAAAACAUUUCAUAAUUUGAAAGCUGUAGUGAUACAUUUUUAUCAAAACAGGUAUGUUUUAUCUAUUCUGAUGUUCAUUAUUAUAAACUUGUGAUAUUUCUAAUAAAAAAUGACUGAUCUGUGAUAUUGCUUAGAGUGAGUGAGUCUGUGAUGUUCACUUGCCGAGCUGUGUUUCACCAAGUCUGUCCAUUUGAGGUUGCAACUUUGAUAUUGCCAAUGGAAAAGUAGUCUACAAAGGUCUAUUUUUGAUAUUGAUCAGAGGCUAACUGUCAGUUGAAGUUUCUGUAAGUUGGCAGCUGCUUCAGAACUCCGGCCUCCUAUCUUAUGAAAGAGAACUGGCUACCAAGUCGAGGCUUUUCAAAAAAUAAGCCAACACAUUGAUUGAGAUGCACAUGUUUUUAAGACUUUUCAUAUAAUCUUCUGAUUGCAAAAGAUAUGCAAUCAAAUUUUGUGAUUGUGACCA